This is a messenger RNA of Cydia amplana, 1429 nucleotides long. RefSeq names its product odorant receptor 94b-like. Gene Ontology annotation, cellular component: plasma membrane. The coding region runs from base 164 to 1405 and encodes 413 amino acids. Gene Ontology annotation, biological process: detection of chemical stimulus involved in sensory perception of smell; sensory perception of smell. Gene Ontology annotation, molecular function: olfactory receptor activity; odorant binding. The transcript is spliced from 9 exons. The record is from RefSeq and is a predicted model, not a curated record. NCBI's taxonomy places the organism in Eukaryota, Metazoa, Arthropoda, Insecta, Lepidoptera, Tortricidae.
AUGAACUGGGGCGGAUGGGCGGUACCUGUCUCUCGGCGGGACGAGUAAUUAUAUCGCGGCCCGUAAUUACCUCAUUAGUAAAUAAUACAGCUACGUCGCAUUCGGAAUCACAGCCCGAUGUCUUACUUCAUUUAAUAACCGCCUUGCUCUUUGCCUGCUCAUAAUGAGAGUGCGGGCACGCCGUAAAAGCGCGACGCUUGCCGGCGCCUGUGUGGUUCCACUCCUGCGCACACUGCGAUGCUGCGGGUUCUGCCGGCUGCCCCCCGCGGCAGCGAACGAACCCCCCACCCUCCUUACCCGCAUCGCACGUGCAACGCACGACGUCUACUGUGGCAUCGCGCUUGCGGUAACCUCGACGUACCUGGUCCAAGAGCUCAUCUACGCUUAUCUGGAGCGCGGCGAUAUGGAUACGCUGGCGCGUGUGAUGUUCCUCCUACUCUGUCAUGUGACAUCUAUUGCCAAGCAGAUCGUCUUCAUGGCGCGUGCUUCGCGCAUCGCCAAACUCAUACAAGAUUUUGAUGAUUUGGCAUACAAUCCGGAAGAGAAGACAAGAAAAAAUCUGCUGAUAAAAAGAGCGCAAGGAGCUUCACGGCUUGGAGCGGCUUACGCAGGAACUGCAGCGCUUACCUGUGCUCUGUGGACUAUUUUCCCAUUCUUAGCGCGUUUGGGCGGCGCGCGCGUUGUAUUUGCUCUAUGGGUACCUUUUGCCUAUUACUCCUGGCCUGAGUUCCUUAUUGUUCUCCUGUACACGCAUUACGUUACGUCGUUGGUUGGAAUUGCCAAUACCACUAUGGAUGCCUUCAUAGCUAUCAUACUCGGACAGUGCAAGACGCAGCUUACCAUACUGAAAAUGGACUUUGAGUCGUUGGCAGAGAGGGCAAAUGAACGAGCACGUGAAACUGGAGAGCAAGUAGGUGCGGCGGCGGCAGCACUCUUCGUCCGCUGCAUUAAGCACCACCAUAAGAUUUGCGACACGUCGCGCGAGGUGCAAGCGAUAUUUGGCGGAGCAGUGUUGCUACAGUUUGGUAUUGGCGGUUGGAUUCUCUGUAUGGCGGCUUAUAAAAUUGUCGGCCUUAGUGUGGCCUCUCUGGAAUUUGUGUCUAUGGUGAUGUUUCUAAUGUGCAUUCUUACCGAGCUCUUUCUUUACUGCUAUUAUGGGAACGAGGUUGCUGCAGAGAGUGCACAACUGAGCGAUGCAGUGUACGGGAUGGAAUGGGUGGGGCCAGAUGGGGUCGGAAAAGAAGUACGGCGCGCCUUGCCCUUUGUCAUAUGUUGCAGCGCCGGCGCCGCUCGUCGCCCUCUGCGUCCCGCUGCGGUGUUCAUCCCGCUUUCGCUUGAGACCUUCGUCACAAUUAUCAAGUCUUCGUACACAUUCUACGCGAUGCUGCGACAGACUCAGCGUUGAUGUCACUGUAUAUGGAAAAGCCGC